AUGGAGUACCUGUCAAGAAGAUUAGAGAUGCUCAAGGAAGACAGAAGAUUCAAAUUUCAUCCAAAAUGUUCUAAAAUGAAGCUAACACAUCUGAUUUUUGCAGAUGACUUACUAAUGUUUGGUAAAGCUGAUAUGAGCUCAAUCAUCAGUCUAAACACUUGCUUACAAGAUUUUUGUCAAGUCUCAGGCCUAGAAGCAAACCCCACUAAGUGUGCAGUCUAUCUGUGUGGCGUUGAAGAUAACUUAAAGGCACAAAUAUGCACAUAUUUGAGCUUUUCAGAGGGAACAUUACCAAUGAGAUACCUGGGCUUGCCUUUGACAACAAGAAGGAUAUCACACUUUGAAUGUUCUUCUCUUAUAAACAAAAUUACCAAUCAAUUUCAAAACUGGCAGCAGAAUAGAAGUUUAUCUUAUGCGGGGAGAAUUCAAAUGAUUAAAUCAGUCAUACUGGGGAUACAAACCUUUUGGUUCAGCAAUUAUAUUCUACCGACUAAGAUCCUUGAAAAAAUUGACAGGCUUUGCUCAGCAUUUCUAUGGGGACAGAAAAUCCAUCUAAUAUCCUGGGAUUCAGUCUGUCUGAACAAGAAGAAGGAGGGCUUGGGUCUAUUUUCAGCCAAAGUAUGGAAUCAAGCAUCUGCUGUGAAGCUGCUAUGGAUGAUUCAUCAGAAGAAAGACAUCCUCUGGAUAAAAUGGAUCCAUGGCCAUUAUCUAAAAAAUUCAAAUGUUUGGCAAGUGCAGCAGAGGGUAAAUGACUCUUGGAUGUGGAAACAACUCCUCAAAACUAGAAACAUGAUUUUAGAAAAAUAUGGCAAUGCAGAUGAAGUGCUGAACAUUCUUAACAGCUGCAGUAGCAAUGGUAAACUUCGGCUAUCUUUGGUAUAUAAUAUCUUAACCAAUUCCUCUGCUGCAAUAAACUGGUCUGAAACUACUUGGGGGAGACUAAAUUACCCUAAACAUUCAAUAAUCAUUUGGUUAGCCUUCCAUUCUAGGCUUCUCACACAAGAAAGGUUGUGCAGAUUUAGAAUUCUCAGCACAAAUUGCUGUGUCCUGUGUUCUAGGCAACCUGAAAAUUGCAAGCAUCUGUUUUUUGAAUGUCAAUAUUCGGCUGAAGUGUGGAACAAUGUGAUGGACUGGUUGGGAUACACAUGGAGAUCUUGUACUUGGGUUCAGCUCAGCAGUUGGUAUUCUAGCUGCUUGAAAGGUAAAGGAUUCAAGAAAGAUUUGAAGCGAAUGGCUCUCUCUGUGGCUGUCUACUUUAUCUGGCAGGAGCGGAAUGUUAGGAUUUUCCAGGGGAUUGCAAGAACUCCUGAUACUCUUUUCCGUGCUAUCAAAGUAUCCAUCUUCACCAGAAUUUUGAAUGAUGAUUUUCCUGCACAUAUUAAGGAAAUGAUAGUGAAUUUGUAA
Molecule: messenger RNA, 1404 nt
Organism: Asparagus officinalis (garden asparagus)
Lineage: Eukaryota; Viridiplantae; Streptophyta; Magnoliopsida; Asparagales; Asparagaceae
Exons: 1
Coding region: 1-1404 (467 amino acids)
Source: RefSeq, a predicted model, not a curated record